Cadophora gregata is the source of this 552-nucleotide messenger RNA. It is a transcript of the gene HAM1, whose product is annotated as nucleoside triphosphate pyrophosphohydrolase ham1. The coding region runs from base 1 to 552 and encodes 183 amino acids. Gene Ontology annotation, cellular component: cytoplasm. Gene Ontology annotation, molecular function: nucleoside triphosphate diphosphatase activity. The record is from RefSeq and is a predicted model, not a curated record. NCBI's taxonomy places the organism in Eukaryota, Fungi, Ascomycota, Leotiomycetes, Helotiales, Ploettnerulaceae. Gene Ontology annotation, biological process: nucleoside triphosphate catabolic process. The transcript has 6 exons.
AUGGCUCCCAAGCAACUCAACUUCAUCACCGGCAACAAGAAUAAGCUUACAGAAGUCAAGGCUAUUCUGGGCGACACUGUAGAUCUGAAAAGCCAGGCAUUGGAUCUAGUUGAGAUCCAGGGUACCAUUGAAGAAAUUUCCGCUGAUAAGUGUCGGAGGGCAGCUGCCGCCGUCAAUGGUCCUGUCUUAGUUGAAGAUACAUGUCUGUGCUUCAAUGCACUGAAAGAGCUACCGGGUCCUUAUAUCAAGUGGUUCCUAGAAGCUCUCGGCCACCAAGGACUCAACGACAUGCUCGCCGCCUUCCCAGAUAAGUCUGCUCAGGCCGUUUGCACAUUUGCAUACUGCGAAGGUCCAAGCCAUGAGCCAAUUAUCUUUCAAGGCAGGACGCAUGGCAAAAUCGUACCGGCGAGAGGACCAACGAAUUUUGGCUGGGACCCAAUCUUCGAGUAUGAGGGCAAGACUUAUGCUGAGAUGGACAAAGUCGAGAAGAAUAAGAUCUCGCAUCGAUUUCGUGCUUUGGAAAAGCUCAAGAAGUGGAUGGAGGAGUCCUGA